GGGUCCUUGUCCGAGGAGCUGGCGCGGGGGCUUUUCCGCCAGGUGCUGGAGGCCGUGCGGCACUGCCAUAACUGCGGUGUCCUGCACCGUGACAUCAAGGAUGAGAACAUCAUCAUCGACCUCGCCACCGGAGAGCUCAAGCUCAUUGACUUUGGCUCCGGCACCUUCCUCAAGGACACAGUCUACACCGAAUUUGACGGAACACGGGUGUACAGCCCACCAGAGUGGAUCCGCUACCACCGCUACCAUGGCCGUUCGGCAACGAUCUGGUCCCUGGGCGUUCUGCUCUAUGACAUGGUCUGCGGGGACGUCCCCUUUGAGCAGGACGAGGACAUCAUCGGGGGCCAGCUCUUCUUCCGACGGCGGGUCUCUCUAGAGUGCCAGCACCUCAUCAGGUGGUGUUUGUCUAUGCGCCCCUCGGACAGGCCAUCUUUGGAUGACCUUUUCAAUCAUCCGUGGCUGCAAGACAUUCACCUGCCCCAGGAGACAGCAGAGAUCCACCUGCACAGUUUGAUCCAGGAGCCUGGCAAAUAA
Messenger RNA from Balearica regulorum gibbericeps (East African grey crowned-crane), 534 nucleotides. NCBI's taxonomy places the organism in Eukaryota, Metazoa, Chordata, Aves, Gruiformes, Gruidae. The record is from RefSeq and is a predicted model, not a curated record.